Messenger RNA from Pieris macdunnoughi, 2016 nucleotides. Lineage: Eukaryota; Metazoa; Arthropoda; Insecta; Lepidoptera; Pieridae. The record is from the annotation of a GenBank genome assembly.
AUGACACAGCAGGAUAUUUCAUGUGGAUUAGAAUAUUCACUUACACCAGAUAUUCAAGAAUGCGUAUCAGAAGCGCUUCAGGCAAAUUAUUCCUUUAUUGUGACGCCGUUAAUUCAUCCACGCUUUCGUAGACCAUAUCUACCGCACAGAAUUCCAGCUGGAGGCUUUACUAGAUCAGAUAUGAUACUGUCUCCACAAGAUUGGACUAAUCGUAUCGUCGCUAGGGUGUCUCCAUAUCUCACUGUUGAUGCUCCAUCUCCUGUUGUACAAAAGCGUCAUGAGUACUAUUUACAUGAAGAGCUCCUAUAUUGUCGCGGUUUGGGUGUUCCAGCUGUUAUGAUAUCUCUGCAUUCCAAACAUAACACUAACCUGGCUAGAAUUUUGCAAACAUAUCAAGAAACAAGUAACUUUCCAACAUUAAUAUGGACAUCUGUACCAAUGUUUUGUAAACGGACAUUGAGAAACUCUGAAGAUCUUGAAGAUAACAAAUGUGAUGUUGCUUAUGAUGAAACCUGGUACUGGUGGUCUAGAUUUCAUCAAAAUAUGAAUUGGGAUAAAAGAGUUGGUGUUGUAUUAGAAAUAUCUGCAGAUUUACCAUCAAAUGAUAUUAUUAAAAGGUGGCUUGGUGAACCAGUUAAAGCCAUUAUCCUGCCAACACAUGUAUUCCAUAACAAUAAAAAAGGAUAUCCAGUACUAUCACGGGCUCAUCAACAAUUAGUGGUCAAUAUGGUGGAAAGAGAUGCACAAGUAAUUGUUAGUGGGGCCCGACGCUCAAAUAUUGAAUAUUAUUUACAAUAUUUAUUUAGACUAUGGCAAAGAAGACCUGCUGAUACUCCUAUGUUCAGUUUUGCAAGAGGAUGGGAGGACUAUCUACAGACACCAUUACAACCUUUAGCAGACAAUCUUGAUACCCACACAUAUAAUGUGUUUGAAAAAGAUCCAAUAAAAUAUAAUCAAUACCAGAAUGCAAUUGUUAAAGCACUUGCAGACCUUCAAAAGAAAAAUAGUUGUCAACACAGUUUAGAUAAAGAAUCUCCAACAUCCAAUAUAAUAAAAGAAAAGGGUCAAGGAGAUAGUGAAAGUAAUACAAAAGGAGAUAGUGAAAGUAAUACAAAAACUCCAGUCACUGUUAUGGUCCUUGGAGCAGGUCGUGGCCCUCUUGUCCGUGCCACUUUGAAUGCUGCUGAAAUGACUAAUACUGAAGUAAAGGUUAUAGCUGUAGAAAAGAAUCCAGGAGCUGUAGUGGUUUUAGCAGCACAAGUUCGGGAGUUGUGGUGUGAUCGUGACGUCACUGUUGUACCUGGUGAUAUGAGAUAUAUGAACUUGUCACCAAAGGCAGAUAUUAUAGUGUCGGAAUUGUUGGGGUCAUGGGCAGAUAAUGAACUCUCACCAGAAUGUUUAGAUGGUGCAUCAUGCCUCUUGAAACCAAAUGGCAUUUCAAUACCUUGUGAAUACACAUCUUAUGUAAAUCCAAUAAGCUCUUCACGAUUGUGGGCAGCAGCUAAAAUAGCUUGCCUUGGUGAUUCACAAAAAAUGGAAAAGAACUUAGAAACAUUGUGGGUGGUGUAUAUGCAAAAUAAACAUGACAUAGCUGAAUGUAAGGAAGUUUUUAAAUUCUCACACCCAGCAGAAGGUAUUAAAAAUAGUGAGGGUGAGACAAUGUUAGACUAUAGGGGGCUACCAUUAACUGACAAUCGUAGGAAAACAACUGUUACAUGGGAAGUCACCCAAGACAAUGUGAUGCAUGGAUUUGCUGGCUACUUUGACUGUGCACUAUAUGGCGAUGAAAUGUUAAGCAUUGUACCAAGUACACAUAGCCCUGGAAUGAUAUCUUGGUUUCCAGUAUUUAUUCCAAUAAAAACACCACUAAGAAUCCAUAAAGGAGAAAAAAUCAAGGCCACCUUUUGGCGUUGUGUUGAUUCUCGAAGAGUUUGGUAUGAGUGGAUAGUAGAAGUUAGUGACAAUGCAACUGUUCUUCACAAUCCUAAUGGACGCAGUUCAGAAAUGUUAUUAUAA